Messenger RNA from Octopus bimaculoides (California two-spot octopus), 2902 nucleotides. RefSeq names its product FAST kinase domain-containing protein 4. NCBI's taxonomy places the organism in Eukaryota, Metazoa, Mollusca, Cephalopoda, Octopoda, Octopodidae. Gene Ontology annotation, cellular component: ribonucleoprotein granule; mitochondrial matrix. Gene Ontology annotation, molecular function: RNA binding. The record is from RefSeq and is a predicted model, not a curated record. Gene Ontology annotation, biological process: regulation of mitochondrial mRNA stability; mitochondrial RNA processing.
UGAGUAUCAGAAUGUUGAAAUAUGUUCUCAGUGGCACCCAAGUUUUGAUUUACAGUUGUACCUCUUUCAUUUUACAUGGUAAUGGUAUAAACGUAAUAUCGGAAAAUUGUACUUUAGUCUUCAAAAAAAUCGCAGGCUGAAGCGGAUAAAAGAAUUAUUGAUGUUUUAUUUUCUUAUAGAAGAAAAUUGUUUGCUUACUUAAGAAACUUUUUGACUGAAAACUUAGAAAUGAUACAAUGAUGAAUUAAAACGGAAUUGCAUUGAGAAUGUCUAAAGUUUCAAGUAGUAUGUUUCUGCGUACUUUUGUGUGAAAUAACUGAAGAUUUAUUUUAUAUAUUUUGAAGAUAUUGAAGUAAAAGGAUUCAUCGUUUUGACCUUUAUGUUAACGUAAACACCCAUCACACUUUCUCUUUUUUUUUUAUGAUAAGAGUUUUACAAUUUCUUGAAUUUAAAAAACAUUUUAAAUAUAUAUACAUAUUGAAGCAUAUUAUGAAUAUAAACUUCCUGAUUGUAGAUCCGAAGUCAGCCUACUAAGUGUUAAUAUAUUCAAAAUAUUUCGGCAAGGCACUUAGAUAUUAUUAGAAGUUUAGUGGGUUCUAAGUAGAUACAGCUAACGACUCUGUGAAAUAAUGGUUGACAAUUCUGAUCAGCUUCUGCCAAUAGGUCCAUACCGCAAAAUGGCUGCCAAAUCCGGCAUGUAAUCUACGUUAGCACCUAGUUUUGAUCAGUAUCUUCGUUUCAACUAUUUUCUAUGUUGACUAUGUGGAGACAGCCAUCUGCCAUCCAGGCAUAUGCCAGGACUGCAUACCAGUGUCAUCGGCAACAGAUUUCGGAUGUUUGUAAAGCUGGAGGUUUGCUAGUGCACCCGUUUCCUCCAGAAUUUCCAAUGGUUGAUAAUACUGGAGUACAUAGGUAUACUACGCAGGCUUUCAAAUCUAAAACUGGUUUCCGGCCUGCUGCUCACAAUAACACUGCCAAUAGUAAUGUUAACCACAAUAGUUACCAAAGUGGACAUCAAAGUUAUAACAAUACAAACAGAAAGACAAAACAAGCUGCAGCCAAUUUGUACCUGUAUGGGAAAUUUAAUGAGACUGAUAAUAUAGAAUUAUUACUAGAUCAAGUACAUUUACGAUCAUUAACUGUUCAAGAUCUACCACAGUUUCUGUCCAAGAUGAAUAAUUUGCUACACCAUCAAAUUGAUCUUGAUGUUCUUCUGAAAGAUGAUCGUUUUGACAAAGUUAGUAGCACUCUGCACAAUAAUGUACGUGCCCUAAGCCCAAGUAGUUUGCUACAAUGUCUGGAAGCUUUAUUUCAGAUGAGCAACAAAGAUAUUUAUCUGAUAGAAUCUUUAGAAAAACAAGUACAAUGGCUUCUAUGGAAGAUGUCCAUUGGAAGUCUUAUUAGAACACUUGCUAUACACAAGCAACACCAAGAGACACCAUUGCGGAAGAAACUUCUCUCAGAGACACUGGGUGUUAUUGAAAAGCGUUGGGUAGAGCUCUCUUGUCCCAAAGACCUGAUUACAUUGAUGUACAUUUUAGAUGACAACAGUGACCACUUAUUUUCUAAAGUGGAAACAAGGGCUUUUGAUUUGGUUGAGAAAAUGGAUGUGAAAGAGUUGUAUCGUGUGACUUACCUGCUGUCACGACGUAAACAUCGUAACACACCAUUAAUACGUGCUUUGAUUUAUCAUCUGAAUAAAAGCUGCCUCAAGCUUAGUAAUAUGCAUCUGGUCAACCUCCUUUAUGCUUGCUGCAGCCUCAAGAUCUAUGAUAACCAUUUGCUGAAUAAAAUGUCCAACACUUUGGAAAAAAAGGUUCCCCAUUUGGAGAGUAAUGUUCUGCUAUUCUCCAUCUUGACGUCUUUUUCCAAACUUCGUUGGCAUCAUACCCCAGUACUGGAUGCAGUAUUUAAUAAGAUUUUUGCUAUCCAAGAUCACCUUGGCCCUAAAGAAAUAUCACAAAUUGUUAUUAGCUUUUCUCAUUUAGUCUAUGAUAAUAAGGAUAUGGCAGCCAUAUUGCCUAAUUUUAUGCCUCGUCUUCAUACUUUCCGUGAACAUGAUCCAAUGCAGUGGCUUGAAAUUGUCUGGUGCUUGGCUGUUCUGAGACUUUGUGACCAAGAAACUGCUGCAACAGUAUUGAAUUCACAUUUUCUCCAUCACUUAGAAGGUUUGGAUCCCUUCCGGAAAACCCUGGGCCAGCUACGGUUACUAAAUAUUGCAGCCGCUGUUCAACACGACCUUAUCUCCUACAAUGGACCAUUGAUUCCACAUGAUUUCAUUGAUAAGGUGCACCUGAAGGCUCUCUCCCGUUCUCAACAUGGUUUGGCUGUAUCUGUAACAACUGCUCUUUCCAAUUUUGCUCCCCUGAACAAAUUUGUCAGGACAGAUGUGAUAACACCAUAUGGUUAUAUACUUGAUGCUGUACUAUUUGUUGACAAGAAAGGUGAACCUCUUGUAUAUGAUGAACAUUAUGGGCAUGAGCCAAAACCAGGUGUUAAUCGGAUUGCUUUCAAAGUAUUAGAUUUCCCUGAUAUGACCCUCUGUACAGUUAAGCCUACAGGAUUGCACACAAUGGCAGCAAGACACCUCAUUCAUUUAGAUUACAUAUUAAUACAGGUCCCUUAUACUGAAUUCAGUGAUCGUUUGACUACUGUGAAAAAAAUGCAGUACCUUCAACGUAGGAUCAGAUCAGCUAUUGCUUCUUCCUAAGGAAGAAAUGACUGUGAAAACUCCAUUCUUAUGACAUUGGCUCUCAAUUCUGGUCUGUUUGUAAGCCAAUGUUUUAUAUAGAGUUUAAUGAGAAAAUGAAAAAAUAGACUUAAAUCAGAAACUGAGUGAUUGAACAAAAUGUGUUUAAUAUUUGAGUGGUUUUAAAAGUCUAUUUAGCAAUUAUUAUUAUUA